UCAGUUCAUACGAACGACGACACUAGACUAGCACCCAGCCGAUUGCGACGCAGCUCAGCGGUCGGUUCACUCAUCUAGUUCUGGAUGCGGCCUUACUCUGGAUUGACCUCGACCUGGGGAGUGAUGGCGACGUACCUUCGAGUCCAGGCUUACCAAACUGGAUUUUGAGUCUAGCUUCAUUUAAAAGCAAACAGACAACUGGAAAGCAGGGAAACUCAAUGUUUGCGCUAGUUUCACAAUGCGCUGUCUGUCAAACUUGAGUAUGAAGAUUCCCCACAUCUCGAACGGCAUGGAAGCGUUCCUAGUUACAUCUUACGCUCACAAUACCGAUACUUCCAAUAACGAACAUUUGGGAGAAGCUUGGCGCCAUGGAUUCCUGGGAUGUAAGGCCACAACCUCUAAAUGCUUCUGACUUCUUAAGUGAGGAGCAUAAUUCUCACAUAACUCUCUCACUCUGGUCCGCACCUUCGCCACGCUUAAUCACUUCAACACUCUCAAUAUCUUCAACCUUUUCGAAUCCCUCAACUCCUUUGAGGCCCUCAACCGAGUCCUCGACCACUUCUCCCAGUCCUUCAUCUACUACUACCCCGGCUUCACCCACUAUCUACGGCAUGGAUCCUUCAAGUCAGCCAACAGAUAAGACCAAGGACAUUCUCCCAGGACAACAUUACCUUGCCACCCCUACAAAGAUGGAGGAUCAAGAAGAAAUCAUCGAAGAUGCAGCCACCCAGCAUGCUCGCUGCUUAGAGCCCGAUGCACAGCCUAAGCACAAAGACCCCACAUACUACUUUGACGCGGUAUCCCACCUGAUGUCAUACGAAUUCAGCGGAUGCGAAGACAGAGACGGAUUCGCAAAGGCUUGGGCAAAGCUUUCACCCCCCAACCUGCCAAUUCCACGCUACGAGGUGUAUCUUGAUUGGUGCAGGGAGUUUAGCGAACAGAGGUUGCAAGAGUGGAAAUCACGCCUGCCAGCCCAGUCAUAUUCGAGAUCAUCCGGCCAGAAGGAGGAAAUUCUUAAUGCGCUCCACGAAACUCAAACGAUGAAGAUGCUCAAGUGGUCCAAAUUCUACAACCUCUAUGACUUCCACUACGGGCGCCAACAAUCUCCAUAUGACCUUGGUCAGAUUGGGGAGGCGGAAUAUCGCAUUGCAUUCCACCUCUACAACUUCGUGGCCGAUGAGGAUGAGGAUGAGGAUGAGGAUGAGGAUGAGGAUGAGGAUGAGGAUGAGGAAGAGGAAGAUGAUGACGCAACAUGGGAGAUGGACAUUCCCCCAGCUGCUGUACCAGCUGCUGUACACUGGCUGGCUCCUGCGGACGAUGACGACUGCCAAAAGCCCAGCAAGAACACAAUGCUCCGGACGUACUUCGCCCUGCAGAACCCCACUUCCCCAGAAGGAACGUUAUUCGGGAUGCAACUUGGGUACCUUGAGCGGCGCAAAGACACUACGUGGACUGCUACCACCAUCGUCGUCUUUGUCAAGGUCGAUCCUGAGACCUUGAUGUCCGAUGGUAUAUUCUACCUAGAUCCUUCUGUGGUAGAUGGGUGUUCAGGAUGGACUCAAAAUGACUCUGAAGUGCUUCAAGACUUAGGCAGUGGAAGCAAGUUCAGCUACGGUCCCAUUGAGGUACCGGACGUGUGCGGUGUGGACAAAGAUGCGGAGCAGGGUGUCCUUGUAGCAAAGCUUGUCGCUUCUCGGAUUGCUACAGACAAGCAAGAAAUAUGGGUCGCCAAACCUCAAAUUAACUAGACAAUUGUC
This is a messenger RNA of Trematosphaeria pertusa, 1757 nucleotides long. RefSeq lists its product as uncharacterized. NCBI's taxonomy places the organism in Eukaryota, Fungi, Ascomycota, Dothideomycetes, Pleosporales, Trematosphaeriaceae. The transcript has a single exon. The record is from RefSeq and is a predicted model, not a curated record. Bases 369 to 1748 code for a protein of 459 amino acids.